Molecule: messenger RNA, 4113 nt
Organism: Apis cerana (Asiatic honeybee)
Lineage: Eukaryota; Metazoa; Arthropoda; Insecta; Hymenoptera; Apidae
Biological process (GO): regulation of transcription by RNA polymerase II
Cellular component (GO): nucleus
Molecular function (GO): RNA polymerase II cis-regulatory region sequence-specific DNA binding; DNA-binding transcription factor activity, RNA polymerase II-specific
Source: RefSeq, a predicted model, not a curated record
UUAAUUGACAUUAAAAUAUCUGGUAAAUGUUUAUUAUAUUUACCAUCAAAUACAAUAAAAGAAAUUAUUAUAAAAAGAUGUGAUUAUGUUUGUGAUGAUGAUGUUGCAAAGAAAAAACUACAAAAGCUAUUGGCAAAUAUUCUACAAAUUUAGAAACAUUGGAAAUUAUUGGUAAAUCUAGUAUAUUGCAAUUCAAUGGUAUAUCACAUAUAAUUACAUUAAGUAAUCUUAAAAAUUUGAAAGUAAGUGCAAAUUGGUUUAUUUGCAACUCUACUCUUUGUAAAUUAAGUUCACAUUGUCAACAACUGAUUUACUUAGAUCUUAGUGGUAAGUUUGAUCAUAUAAAUUCUAAGUUUCAAAAUUUAUAUAAAUUUUAAUAUCAUCUUCAGAUGUUCCAGGUCAUUUUAUUACAGAUCAUACUUUAGCAGCUAUAGAAAAAUUUACAAAAUUAGAAAUAUUAAUAACACGUGAUUUAUAUCAAGUAACCAGCAAUGGUUUAUUACAUUUAUAUAAUUUAAAACAGCUAAUAUGUCAAGAAUGUAGUUUUUUUGAUAUAACAAUAUCUAAAUUUAUUCAACAUUCCUCUCAACUGAAAAUAUUAGAUUUAUCUGGAUGUCGUAACAUAACAAAUGUUACAUUAAGAAGAGCAGUAACAGCUACUAAUUACAGAACUAAUAAUAUUAUUUUGAAUUUAUUUAUUGGUGGAACUGCAGUUAAUCUUGAAACAUUCAAGGAAGUAUCACCAUUUUUACAAAUAUAUAAUACAGAUUCACGUUACAAAGAAAUAUUUCCAUUUCAUCCAGAUUCCAUAUUAAUAUAAAUUUUUUAUAAAUGUAUUUUUUUAAAUAUUUAUUAAUUGUAUUAUAAAAUAUAUAUUAUAUUAUCAUGAGGAGAUAUAAAAUAAAUCUAAUAUUCAUUGCAUUUUUUGGUCUCAAAAUUCAAAAACUUCGGAGAUACUAAGAACAAAUAGAAAAAAAAAUAAAAAUAGGCUAAAAAUUGAAAAAUCAGCGCCAUUUCUAGAGAAUGUUAUAAAUGAAACUAUAUAAACUAUAUAUAUAAACUAUGAUAUAAACAAAAAGAGAAAUAAUAGAAAAAAAAAUAAAAUAAGAAUUAAAAAUUAAUACCAAUCUCUUGAAUACUUCUGAAAAAUAAUUCCAAAAAUAUAUUUUUGAUAUAAAAGAUGGCGCUAGCAAUUAAUUCUUACUUUAUCUUUCUCUAUUCUAUAUUCUUUUUUUCCGAGUUUCGUUUAUAGUACUAUAUAUAUAUAUUUGCUCUCUUUGUUCUAUAAAAUUGAUAUAUUCAAAAUAGUUCUUAUAUCUAAGAAACUUUUUUAUAAUAUACAUAUAUAUAUAUAUAUAAUAAUUUAUUAUAAUAUAAUUUAUCAUAUAUUUCUUAACCUAUGAUUAAAAAUCAUAAAAGAUCAUUCAAUUCAAUUUUUAUGUUUUUUUAAUGAAUAUUAAUUGAGACUAUAUUAUGAAAGUUAAGUAAAUUCAUGUAAACAAUUUUAUGUAAUUUUCAUUUUAUAUUAUAUAGUAUGUAAUAUAUUUUUAUUUAAAAAAUUAUGAUUCAAAAAUGGCUAACAAAAAAGAAGUUUUUAAAAAAAAAAAGAUUCAAGAUCAUAUAUUAAGUGAUAAAUUAUUAAAUGAAACUUCAGAAGAAGUGAAUAAAGAAAAUGAAAAUGUAUUAAUACAAAAUAUUGAUCUAAAAAAUAAUACUCAAUAUUCAAUAAGCGUACGUAAAAUAGAAGAUUUAUGUAAGACUCCAAAAAAAAAUGUUGCAUUAAGAGAUUCAGAAGAAGUAAAUAACAUUAAAAUAGAAAAUAUAAAUUGCUCUCAAAGUUAUAAUUUUAAUUUAGACCCAUAUUCAGAAGAAUUAGUUUCAAACAAUAUUAAUUUUUUACCAGAAACAUUAGCAACAUGUAAAAGUGAAUAUUUAUAUAAUGAGAAUAUAUCUAAUAAAGAAAUAAAAAAAAAAUCUAGCAAUGAUUAUAAUCAAUUAUCUAAUGUGAUUAAAUCUGAAUUAUGUUAUAAUGAAGUGAAUGAUAUGGAAGCUAUUGACAUGUUGCAUGAUUUUAAUUCCAUAAUGGAUUUUGAAGAAAAUAAAAUAAAUACAGAAUUUUUUUGUUCAACAAUGAAUAAUCCUACACAAAUUGAACAAACUAUAGAAACAUCCCAAGAUCCAGAAUUUGAUCCUCUUUUUAUUGCAAAUAAUGAAAAUUUUAAUGCAACUCCAGAAAAUAUAACAAGCCAAAAAAUGAAACGCAAAUGUACUGUACUUAGCCCAAAAAUACGAAAAAAAAAAUGUCCCAAUAAUAUAAAAAAAGAGACUGAUAUGGAGAAUGAUUUUAUAAAUAAUAUUUUAGGAGAACUAGACAUUGAAUUAUCAUUAGAAAAAGAGGAAAAUAUUGAUGAAUCAGAUGAAUUUUCUGAGGAUGCAUUAAAGAGACUAUAUAAUUUAGAAGUAAAAUUAAUGCAUGAAGUACCAGCUCAACAUAAAAUUGAGCAUACAGCAGGUACAAAACCAUUAACAAAAAAAGAGAAAAAACUAUUUUUAGAACAUGGACCAUUAAAAAGUGGUGUAUUUACACCUAAUGAAGAUAAAAUUAUUAAAGAUAAUUGGAAAGCAUUUUGUAAUACUCAUAACUGGAAUUCUGAAGAUGUAAAACCAUUUCUUCAAAUGAAAAAUAAAAAUAAAUUUUAUAUAAGAACCAUGGAAGAAAGACAAAAAUUUUCUCAAUUUUUAGCAAAUGGAUUACCAUGGAGAUCACUGUAUAGUGUUUAUCAUAGAUUUAAAUACUUAUAUAAAAACCAAACAAAAACUUUUCAAAGGUAUACAUUAACUGAAGAUAAAAAAAUUUUGUCUUGUAUGGAGAAUAAACAAAAUGAAAAAAAACCACAUAAAAAUUUACUAAAAUUGAGUAAAAUAUUAAAUCGUUCACAACAUUCAAUUUGGUUACGUUAUAAAUUGCUUACAGAACAGAUGAAAAAUAAUAAAAAAUCAACAUCUGAAGUAAAAUGGACAUUACCAUUAAUUGGCAAAUUUAUAAAAACUUUUAUGCAUGUGACAUUAUGUGAAACAGUGGAAGAUUUAAAAGAUGCUAUUAUUCCAAAACCUGUUUGGCAAAAAUUAGAAGAAAAAUUAAAUAUAAAUUAUGAAAUACUAAAAAAAUUUUGGAUAUAUCAAUUACAUAUGCAAUUAUUUUGUCCAGAACCUAUUUAUUUAAAUGACAUAAAAAUAAAAUUAAUUGAAUACAUAUAUGGAAAAGGAAUUUCAGACACUCGAGAAAUUGUCUGGUCAAAUGUUGCAAAAUAUUUUGAUGGAAUUACUACUAUCUUUUUAUGUAGAACAUUUCUUUAUCUAGUCCAAAAUGUUUCCAUACAAAUAGGUACAAAAUACUUUCCUGACAUUGUGCAUUAUUUAUAUCAUGAAAAAAUACAAAAUAUAAGAAACGAAUCAAUGGAUAAAUUUCUUCCUAGACUAUCCUAUAAAAAUGGUAAAGUUAAAAUUAUAAAUGAAGAUUUGAAUGAAGAUAUCAAUAUAUAAUAAAUGAAUAUUGCAUAAAGAUAUUUUCAAUAUUAUAAUUUAUGAAUUUAAAAAAAAAAAUUUUUUAUAAUAUUUACAUUUAUUUUUAAAAUGGAAUUAAAAGGCAUUGUAAUUUAUUGAAUAAUGUUUAUAUAAUACAUGCAUUCCAAUAUUUUUCUUAUGCAAUUCAAAAAAAUUCAGAAUUAAACUUUAUUCUUUUUUGAUUCCUUUUCUAAUGCUUUUUCCUUUGCUCUUUGAUAUAAAGGUACUAAUUUUCCUUCUUUUGCAAGCAUUUUGAGUAAUUCCAUUAUUAAUGGUAAAUAAUUAUGCUUUCUUCUGAUAUUUUCAAUCUGGUAUCUUUUAGAUUUUCGAAUUUCUUUCUCUAUCAAUGUUUGUAAACGUUCUAAUUCUGUUGGAUCACAGACAUUUGCUAUUUGUCGUUCAUAAACUGUUUUUCUAUCUGUUACUAUUGCCAUUAAAUUAAAAUGUAUUUCUCCUUCAUUAUACCUAUAAUUGUAAAUUAUAUAAUUGUUAUAUGAAAUAAAUGAUUGUAUAAAUUAUAUUAUAUAAUAUAAAAUAUUUACUUAUUUA